GUGAUUUUCUCGUUCAUUUGCCCUUUUCUCCUUCCGGUUCUCUCUCUCUCUCUCUUCAUGGCAUAACUCUUAAUCUUAUUUUGUGGCAUGCAAUGGCCUCUCUCUUCCACAAUCCAAAUCAUUCAGAUACAAAAAAGGACCAAUAAUUACUUUUUCUUUGUGAAUGUUUUUCGAAACGUACAUUUUUCAAGCCGUUCUGCUGUUGACCUUUUAAUACUUGGAUUUCCAACAUUUCUACGUUUUGUGAGUGUGUGAGGCCUGUGGAGAGGAGGGUGAAAGCAUGGACCUUGUCUGGAUAACAGUGUCUCUUUCUCUCUUUUUGAAGUGUGUGGAGUGCUCAGGAACAGCAAAAGAAUGGACAUAUGCAGGUGCUGUGGGACAGCCAGAAUGGGCCGAGUUUUUUCCUGACUGUGGUGGUUCCAGCCAGUCACCCAUAAAUGUGGACACAUUGCAAACACUACAUGACCCAACGCUAAUCCCUGUGCAGCCCCUGGGAUACAACCAGCCUGGUAACAGACCAUUCAUCCUCUCCAAUAAUGGCCAUUCAGUGCUGAUGACAUUGCCACAUUGGAUGGGCUUGGCUGGGUUGCCAUGGUAUUAUGGUGCUGCACAGCUGCACCUGCACUGGGGUAAUGGAGUGGGCGUAGCUACAGGAAGUGAACACACCAUUAAUGGACAGAGCACUUCCGCAGAGCUCCAUAUUGUCCAUUACAAUACAGAGGUUUAUGCUAAUAUGACCGAAGCUGCGACCCAAGAAAAUGGCUUGGCUGUGUUAGGGAUUCUGAUUGAGGCAGGUGAAAAUAAUAAUCAGGCAUAUGGUAAUAUUCUCAACUAUCUGGUCCGGAUCAGAUAUGCAGGCCAGAAGGUGGCUAUCCCUGCAUUUGAUGUACAGUCACUGUUGCCUGACAACCUCAGUGAAUAUUUCCGCUACAAUGGCUCACUCACCACGCCACCCUGCCACCAGAGUGUCCUCUGGACCAUCUUUAAUGAAAGGGUGAAAAUAUCUCAUUCACAGCUAAUGAAAUUAGAGACACUGUUGUACUCCAGCAAAGAAAAAGAAGCAGAGCCCAUGGUUCUCCAGGAUAACUAUCGUGCCACCCAGCCACUUAACAACAGAACCGUCCUGUCCUCUUUCAUAGCUGUUCAAAUUCAAUUUUAUACUGCAGGUGAAAUCACAGCGAUUGUGAUCGGGUCUCUUUGUGGAUGUAUAGGUUUGGCUGUUAUCAUCUACUUCAUUGUGAAAACUAUUCGCUUAACUUCAAGCUGGGAUGUCCUGCCAAGUAUCCGACCUGCUCCUGAGCCCAGAACACAAGAUGUGGCAACAGAACACAAACAGGAUAUGGCUUUAAACCCUACUUCUAAUCCUGGAAAACCAGAGGAAGAUGCCCCUCAGCCUAAAACUUGAUAUUUAACCUUCCAUGUGUAUCUUGGAAAUUGCUUUUUUCUUGUGAAAAUGCAAAAGAAAAUAUGGUUUCACUUUAUUUUGAUAGUCCCUUUAACACAUUCUGUUGACUAAGUAACGUUGCAGCUACAUGUCUACUAACUCUAGAUAGAGAGUUACUAAAGUAUUAGGAGACUGGUAGGGUUGAGGCCCCGAUAUACUAAUGAGAAAGUUCUUUUUCGUUCUUAUUUUUGGGUUAAAACGAAGUUCAAAAUAUGUGAGCAGCGAUAUACUGUUAGUGAAUACCUGACGCUGCCAACACUGCUGAGAGCAACGAUUAGAUGAAUAUGUAAAUAUGUGCUGCGGGCUUCUCUCAAUAACAAACUAAACACACAAUAAUAUUAAGAAAACAGUUUUUAUUUUUUUAAAUAAAGCAUAAGAAGAGAUUGUUUAUACAAUGUUUAUACAAUAGAUUGUUUGAAAUCAAGCAGUUUUACCACAUUAAACAACAGUGUCAGUGUCUCUUUACAUCAGAAAUACAACUUUAUUUUCUACUAUAAAGCAGCUUUCCAGCAUGUUCAUAAUCUAACUUGUGAGUCACGUCUCACCUCAACAGACUGGAACAGGAGAAAUUAACUGGAAAAUAUUUCCAUGAGAAAGAAGGCAGAGCCUUCAUGCACACCUACCUUUAUUGCCAUGGACCAAUGGUAGUACAAAGGUGUUCCUUUGUCAAGCUGUUUCGGACUCCCAAAACGAACUCCAAAUGAAGUUCAUUUUGGCCAGAUUUUGUUCGAAAUUACGGCAUAUCGGUUCAUUCUUCGUUUUCGCUUGAAGUAUAGUAUAACCUCAGGUAUGUCAAGAAUAGGGUUAGAAAGGGUUAGAAUAAGUUGACAUGUACUUGCAAAGUUACUUAUAGUUUGUAGAAAGUCUGUUGGGGGACCGUCACAAUAAAGAGUUAGCAGGUAUUAAAUAGAGGGUCAACUAAUAGUCAAAUGAGAGUUAGUUGACAUGUAGUGGCAAACUUCCUUAUAGUCAACUGAAUGUUUCAAAAGGGGACCGUCAAAAUAAAGUGUUACCGAAAAUCUAUGCUUUUAACUGUCUCUUAUCUUUUCUAAUUUCUUAGUAAAUGUAAACCGUUUUUUUAUUGUCACCUUUUUCUUAAUGUUAUUAGUAUGGCUCUCACUGUGUGUGGUUUUGUGGAGAUACUUGUUUUGCAUUCUCUUCACCACAGCCAUUUCGAUUAGCCUUUAUUAAAAUUACCUCUUAUGACUGUGAAUUACACCUGUACAUAUUAUAAAUAAAUCAGUAGAUUACUGAAAUGAUAUCAUGAUUUCCCCAUGUGGUGAAAUGUUGUGAUAUUGUAGGCGGAUAUAAAGUGAUUGUGGUAUGUGUUGGAUGAUACAUAACUGAAUCAUUAAGAAGGAUACCCAUUAAACUAUUUAAUUUGUACUGAUAAGGUGGGUUAGGAUAAUCCACCUGAUAAUUAACCCACCUGGGCAAGUUUAGGAUAGCUCAGUCUCCCUGAGCAAGUCACUACCCAGCAAACAAAUUUAGGUUCUGGUAACGUUCUGGGAAUGUUCUCCUUAUGUUAUAAAAAUGAAACCUAAAAAUAACCAACAUGGAACUUUCCAAUAGUGUUCUUGUUUGGUUCUCAAAAAAAUAACCUCAUGGGACCAUUUGGGAAUGUUAGGGGAACGUUCUGUGUUUGCUGGAAGCACCAGCAGUGGUAACACUGGCAGGUACUUGGCUCUGAGAUGCUAAUACAAAUGUAGCUGGUGUAGCAUCAGGUUAAAAUGGCAAGAGGUGAUUAUAUUUAUCUUCUAAACAUUCAGUGGGUCUUGAACAUAGAGAGGGAGACAUCAAAUUAUAAUGUACGGUGUUCGUUGAGAGGUUAUCAUCUUUUUCUGUUUAGUUUUUGGGUUCCCGUUUUCCCUUGUUUCCUAGUUAGUCUCCUAGAUUGUUAAUUAGUUUAUCACGCCUGUUUCUGUUCUCCCUGAUUCCCCCACAUGUAUUUAAGACCUGAGUUUUCCUUGGUUCCCUUUCAGAUAUUGUCAAUCUCUUAAGUUUUCCAUUGUGGAUUUAUUAAAUAAAGACUCUUUUGUUUUCA
This is a messenger RNA of Pimephales promelas (fathead minnow), 3488 nucleotides long. It is a transcript of the gene ca14, whose product is annotated as carbonic anhydrase 14. Lineage: Eukaryota; Metazoa; Chordata; Actinopteri; Cypriniformes; Leuciscidae. Gene Ontology annotation, molecular function: carbonate dehydratase activity; zinc ion binding. The record is from RefSeq and is a predicted model, not a curated record. Gene Ontology annotation, cellular component: plasma membrane.